AGUCCCCGCCGACACACCUCCCGGGAUUGCCAGUUCACCAUAGCCCGCCUCCUCCCCCGCCCUUGUCUCCCUUUCCUCCUCUCCUGGCCCAUCUCCUUGCCUCGCCCCUCUCGCCACCCACCCGCGUAGUUUUCCCAUCCCUCCCUGCCCGCCUCCCCGGCCCGAGGCCUGCCGAAAAGAGGACUCCUGAUGGGCGCCGCUCAGGGGAGAUUCCCCAAAUUCGCCUCCCCCAAGUCCAGCACCUCGCAGGGGCCCCCGCCGCGACCGCAACAGCCACACCCUGGCGCCGGGCCCCCGGCUGGCCAUGUGCAGCCCCCACCCACGGGGACCUCGGGCCCUUCGACCAUCCCGCCAGCCGGCCUGGUCAGCGGCUUCGGCCUGACCGAGAAGAACGAGGAGGACCCCUGCCUCGAGUUUGAGGCCGGCCCAUGGCUGUCCCUCAUCUCGUGGCGCGAAAUCCCCCCCAAUGAGUCGGCCGCCGAUGAGGCCAAGGCUGCCACGGUGGCCGAGCCCGCCCUUCUGGUCGGCGCCUCGGCCAAGACCCCCCCCGUUUUGCCGACCGACAGUUCUGCCGUGGCGAUCCCCUCGGAGGAGGCUACUGCUCCCGGGCCGGAGGAUGCCGUCCCCGUCUCCCCGGCGGCCACCGAGGCCACAACUGCCUGGUCCUCAUCGGCCAAUGAGUUGUCCUUGCCCCGGCUGUCAACCGAUCUUCCGGCCAACCUGCCGCCGACCUUCCUGCCGGCUCCGGUUGCUCCGGUUAUCCAACAGUCUCCCACCUCCGCCACGGCGCCCACUCUCCCGAUUACCACCGGAGGCGCUGCACCGCUCGAUGGCUGGCGUUCCAGCUCGCCGGUCAUCUCCGCUUCUCUGGUCGCCCGGGCCGAAGUGAUCGCCGAUCAGCCGCAGGACGGCCAGCCCGACGCCUCACCCGAGCCCGAGUCCCAGUCCCAGGCAAGCGAUGAUGACGAUGAUGACUCCUUCGAGGAGUUCUCCAGCACCGACUCGAUCUCCUCGCUGGGCGGCUUUUCCGAGGACUCGGAGCAGCAGGAGCGUCUGGUCUUUGAUCUGACUCUGCGCGUGAAUGAUGCCGUUCGCCUGGCCAGCCUCUCCUGCAUGGCCACACCACAGACAACCCUCUGGUCCAAAGCGUCCGUCGGUCAGCCCUACCCCCUGGACAACCCGGCUGCGAUGAUGGGCAGUCUCCAGUCCUUCUCGACCGGGCCCUACACCGCCGGGCAGGUUAUCACCGGUCGCGUGUCUUUCAACCUUCCUCUCGACCUGGAGCAGCGGCACUACUUCGCUUGUAUCCUCGACCAGAAUGGAACCAUUCUUGCCAAGCUGCGGCUCCUCUUCUCCGGGCACAUGCACCUGCCGGCCCGGCAGCAGCAGGCCGAGCGUGCCACCCGGCGCGAGCGUGACGCCUACCUGGAGCAGGUCCGCGAGGUCCUCGGGCAGGACGCCUACCGGGAGUACUUCGUCAUUGGCCAGCGCUCCAGCAUCAAGCCCAAAACCCGAUUCAUCUCGAAUGAUGCCGGCAUCAAGCUGGCCUUCCACCUCUUCGAGCCGCAGACCACCGCGCCCCCGGCGGCAUCGGCCGGCUCGGACCCCGCUGCCUCGGGGCCCGGCGACUCGCACGACCCGGCCGGCUAUACGGCCCCCACUGCGCUGGUGAUCAUUCCCUGCCAUGUGUUGGCCCUGUUCGAAUCGCUGGCCCGGCACAUGGCCAGCCAUGCCAGCUUUCCGGUUGUGGUGGCUCUUGUCGAGCUGCAGGGCUACGGCCAGAGUGACGGCCGCCGAGCCACCAGCGAGGACCGGCAGGAUCUCUGGCGCGACUUGCGGUCUUUCAUUCGCCACCUGAAAAUUUCCUUCCCCUGCCUGCCGGUGGUCUUGGGAGGGGCCUUCCGCUUCAGCGGCCUCGUGCUGAAUUACGCCACCUGGCGCCAGCGCGAGCCCAUCAAUGCCCUGUUCUUCCUGGCGCCGGAUGUCUGCGACGAAACCAGCAACAUGCAGGGGAUCAUGAAUUUCCACAAGGACAUCCGCAUCAAGGUCAACUGGACCACUCUGGCAGUCGGGGUGCUGACCGGCGGCCGAGUCCAGGGCGACCGCCCUGUGUAUGAGCUCUCCUACCCGGAGGGCUUCACCCGCGCCGUGCCAUCGGUGGUGGAGUCCGUCAGUAUGAACAAUCUCCUGGCCACACGCCCCGCCGAUGCCCGGCGCCAGUUUGCCCAGCUGGAUGUGCCGUUUGGCUUCUGGAUUGGUGAGAACGACGAGUUCAUCUUCUCCGAAAAGGCCUCUCUGAUCCCGCAUCAGGCCAUCAUCUCGGCCCAGUGCCCGGUCAGCGUGCGCACGCACUCGGAAAUCCGCAUCUUGCCAGAUCUCGGGCACUUUGCCAUCCUCGGCACACCGGGUGCCACGGCGGUUCUCCGGUGGAUCCAGCGCGUCGUGCGCCAGGGCGUUGUCUUCCGGAACAGCAUGCUCCGUCUGUCCCUCUGGUCGGCUUCCUGUCCGCUGCGUGCCGGUGCCAAUCCCGUGGCGGCCAGUACCACCUCGGCCCCGGGGUCCGCCUCGUCAAGUCCCUUCCUCUCGGCGCCGCUCUUCCUGGGGUUCGGCGGCUCUGGCGAUGUGUCUGGCUCGCAUGAGUAUGUCACCCCGCCGGCCGGGGGGACCGGGGUGUCGCCGGGCGCCCAGCGGGCCUGGGCGGCCCUGGCCGCUGCCUCCGGUGGCACUGGCCGCCCGGGGCACAACUUCGGCCCCGGCUGCUUGGCCCUGCCCUCGACGCCUGUUCCCCGGUCGAUGUCCUUCUCGGUGUCCGGCCGGCGGCGGACGCACCUCUCCUCCGGCGGAGGGCCCAUCCGGCCGGCGGGGCUUCUGCCGCUGGAGCAAUUCCGCGUUUUGUCCCUCUCGCGCAACAAGGUCCUGGCCGAGCUCCGGCGCCUGUCCCGGUCGUCGGGGCUGGAGUUCGCGGCCGAUGUGGCCGAGCAGGCGCGUGUCAUCCUCUUCGACACGCGGGACUUCCUGCUGGCCGAGACCCAUGGAGCUGGGGCUUUCUGUGCGGGGCUGGUGGCACAUGUGCCCGCCGCCACGGCGGCCAUCCUCGAAGAGCACCAUACCCACCACCCUGUGGGGACGUUGGGCGGGGCCGGUCCCGUUGGUGGCCGCAGUCGCAGUGGCAGCAUCCUCGGUUCGCUGGCGGCCGUGGCCACUGGCGGGUCAGCCAGUCCGCCUGGGGGUUCUUCCUCGCGACGGGCGUCGCUCAGCGUGCCGGACCCCGGGGCCCGCGCGCGGUCCGGCUCCACGACCGGCCCGAUGCCGGUGUUGCCGCCCACCUCGGCAGCCCGGCCAAUCGGCGAGUCCUCCGACGCCGGGGGCUACUUCCUGAACAGUGACGCCGGGGAGACGGCCGCCCCCGGGCACCUGGCUGGCAUCGGGGCUGGAGCUGCCUGCGGCGGGUGCGAGGCCGAGGCAUUGGAGCAAUCUGCCGUGCAGGACCAACUGGCCCCGGGCCGGUAUUACGCCGUCCGGCACUUGGUCCAUGCGUGUGGCACAUUGCAGCCCUUCCUCCAAUUUGAUCCGGAUCCGGCUGUCGCGAUGAUGCCGGAGCCCGGCGAGGGCGAGCCUUCCGGGGGGGAUACCCCGGAGCCCGAGCCGGACCGGGAGCCACCGGCGGCGGUCCCCUCCGCCGUGUCGCCCCUGCUGCCGGUUCCGGGGCUCACUUCCACCGGGGGCGGGGCCUCCAUCUCGGAGAUGCUGUCGCGAUUCAUCCCCUUCCCCGGGUCGUCUCGGAGUGCCGGGCCCGGUAGUGGGGCCGGACCCCCGAUGUCGGCACCGGCCUCCCCGGCUCCGGACGCCAGGCCGGCCACGCCCCCGGCCUCGGAGGAUUCCCCCUUGGCAUCGGGAUCCGGGUCCACGGAGCAGCAUGUGUCCUCGCUGCCACCGCCGCCGGGGCCGGCUCCCUCGGUGGUGGCCAUCCUCCUGGGUGGCCUCUGUACGGUGGGCCUGGCGCGAACCAUCACCCAGCACUACCGGAUCCGGGCCCUGGUGGACCUGGACACCGAUGUCCUGGGCGGGGCAUAUGCCAGCAUCCGUGGCCACACCCGGCUCCGGGUGCAGGAGCGCAUCCGGCAUCUGGUCAGGCACAUGCGGUACAAUGCGCCUGGCUGUCCGAUUGUUCUGGUUGGCCAUGGUGUGGGUGCUGCGCAUGCGGUGCGCUACAGUCGCUGGCCCGAGCGCGAGCCCAUUCACGGCCUGGUGCAGUUGGCCCCGGUGGCGGCCGACCUGCUGCGUGUGGACGCCGUGGUGUCGGCACUGGCCGAUGGCAUGCAGUCGACCGACGCCGAGGCCUGGUCCGUCGAAGUGGCCACCGAGAUCCCGGCUGCCCGUGGCGCAGUGCCACCCCCCCCGGCCUCGGUGGGGAGACCGGCCACGGGAUCCGCCUCGGGGCAUUAUCAGUUCCCGGCGAACUUCGUCCCGCCGGCCUUCAUCAACCCCUUCAACUAUGGCAUGGCCGUGUGUUCGGCAGCCGCGGCGGCCGGUGGCCCUGGCGAUCCAGUCGGACAUGGUGAGGUGGCUGCCUCGGCCCUGAUCGAGAGUGCCGUUCGCAGUCGGUCCAGCUCCCUGGCCGACUGCCUGACCUCGGAGACGGUCUUCUUCGGUGGCCAGGGCACCGACUCGUGGGAGGUGAUCAGCACCGUGAGCCCCGGCGCACCGCCGGAGUCCAUGGCCCCAGGUGGCAGCCGGGCACAAACGGCCCCCUCCUCGCCGGAGCAGCGUGCGUCACUGGUCGCCGGGCAGCACCAGCAGCAGCAGCAGCACCAGCAACAGGCAGCCCGGUAUCGGAGCACAUCGCGCCCGGUAUCUCUGCCCACCAGCGCCCCGGCGGCCUUGGCACCGGGGGAGGCGCGGGUCCUGGCCGCGGCGUCGGUGGCGGCCAGCGCGCCUGUCGGGGAUCUUCUGUCGCAUGCCAUUGCUCACCUGGUGUCGGGUAUUGAUGUGGCCUGUGCCGUGUGGUCGGGUGAUGCGGAUGAAUUGACCGACCAGUCGCGCCUGGUGGAGGCCAUUCGCAACAGCUGCACCAUCGACAAGGCCCAUGCGGCCAUGGUGGUUGCGGGUCUCGGGGUGCCGGCCGCCAAGCCGGACACCAGCGGCAGCGGUGCCCCGUCCGGGGGCGCAGCAUCCUCGGGCGUCGGUGGCGGGAUUGCCGGCGGGGUGUCGCCCAUCACGCCCCCUGGGGGCGGUCCCUCGGCCGGCGCGGCGGGUUCUUCUCUGAUCCCCGGGGCUGGCGCCGGUGCCGGUGCCUCUCCCUCCUCGUCGUCCUCCUCCACCGGCCUGGCCAUGGGAGGUGUAGGUGGCCUCGGCGGGGGCGCCAAUGCGGCCGCCACCAGCGUCGACCCGGCCACCGGCCAGCUGACCGACCUGUCCGUGAGCACCCUGCGCCAGGUGGAGCUCCUACAUGGGACCUCCUACUUCAGCAUCCUGCUCACGACCUCCCCUUCGGUUGGGGCCUGGAUCAAUGAGCUGGCGCAGUUGCUGUCGCCGCACUCCAGCCACUCGAGGCUAUUUGGGCGUCUGGACGACCCGAAGGCCGUGGCGCGCUAUGGGCCGCUGACCGGCGAGGCCUUUGAACGGCGGAGCAUGCUCGGGCGCGGUGCCUUCGGCACGGUGCACCUGGUCCGGCACCGGCCCUCCGGUCGGACCAUGGCCAUGAAGGCCAUGAGCAAGAAUCGCCUUGGGCUGGCCGAGUUCCACAAGGACAUCCUUGGGGCCAUCCGCGAGCGCAAUGUCCUGCGGGAGCUGGCGCACCCGUUCGUCGUGUCCUACUAUGGGAGUUUCCAGGACGAGCGGCAUCUCUUCAUCCUGAUGGAGUACAUUGUUGGUGGCGAGAUGUACACCCACCUCAAGGCCGAGCACCAUUUCAGCGAGGCACGCGCGCGCUUCUACACCGCCGAGCUGAUCCUCUUCCUGGAGUACCUGCACCAGCGCGGCCUGGUGUACCGGGACCUGAAGCCGGAAAAUAUCCUCAUCGACGCGCAAGGGCACAUCAAGGUCACGGACUUCGGCUUCACCCGGAGUCUGGUGCCCCGGCUGCCGGGCAGCGGUGAUGGCCAGAGCACCGACACCGGGGGCUUGAUCGGCUCCUCGGCGGUUGGCGGGACUGGCGGCGCGGCGGCGACGGCGGCGGCGGCGGCGGCCCCGGCCCCGCGCAUGCUCGCCGGCGGCAGCGGCCCCCAAGGUGUCCUCAUCCAGGCAACGCAGUCUUUCUGCGGCACGCCGGAGUACAUUUCGCCGGAGAUGAUUCGCAAGAACUUCUACACCUUCUCCACGGACCUCUGGUCGCUGGGCAUCCUGGUGUAUGAGAUGCUCACUGGCGCCACGCCCUUCGCGCGCAGCCGCUCGCUGGAGGAGCUGUAUGUGAACAUCCUGCGCGCACCGAUCGGCUACCCGAACACCAUGAGCCCGCUGGCCAAGGACUUCAUCCGGUCGCUGCUGCGCAAGGCUCCAGAUGACCGCCUCGGCACGCGCCGGGGGAUGAUUGAGCUCCAGGAGCACCCCUGGUUCCGGGGGAUCUCCUGGGAGCAUCUCCGCCGUCGGGAGGUCGAGCCGCCCUUCGUGCCGCGCAUCAUGGGCGAGACCGACACCACGUACUUCCUAAGUGCGGCAGGGCCGCCGCCGGGGGCGGCCGCCGGGGGCAACCCCGGGUCGGCCGCCUCGGCUGCUGCCCCUCCGGCUGGACCCACCUUCUCCAACAGCGUGUGGGCUGACCAUACGCUGCCUUCAGACCCGAAGCGCCUUGCACCUGAGGUGUACACCACGCUCUUUGAGAGCUUCUAGCUGCGCGUUCGCACAUGUGCAUGCAUAUGACGCGCCCGACACAGACACACCCACAUACAUAGGAGCGAAAAAAAAUAAUAAUGAUAGUAAUAAUAUGUAAGUGUGCGUGCGUGUUUUUGUGCGCGUUGGUGAGCGCGCCCGGACCGGUUCUCUCGUGACGCGAGUGAUGUCAACUGGCCUUCCUCGCCCGAGUGGGCGUCUCCCCCCCACCGUUGAAGAUCGCUCUGCCGCACGAGCGCAUAUGCCUGGCUCUGCUCCUUCCUCUUCCCCCUUCCUUGUUCCUCUCCCGCCUGUUCUGUGUCCUUGUUCCUCUGCCCCAUACACUUGUCUUGUAUGUAUGUGCG
Molecule: messenger RNA, 7172 nt
Organism: Fonticula alba
Lineage: Eukaryota; Rotosphaerida; Fonticulaceae
Product: AGC protein kinase
Exons: 8
Coding region: 190-6828 (2212 amino acids)
Biological process (GO): protein phosphorylation
Molecular function (GO): protein serine/threonine kinase activity; ATP binding
Source: RefSeq, a predicted model, not a curated record